AAUAAUUUUCUUUUUCUAAAAUAAAAAAUUUGAAAAGUGCGUUUCACAAUCAGGAACUAUUUCUGUUUGCAUACGUGUGCUUUCUCAAGAAGUAACGGACUUAACUGUAAACCACCCGUCUCCGCCUUCCCGCCCAAAACCUACUGUUUAAAGUGUCAAGGGACCUCCUCUGUUUCGCUAUCUUUUAUCUCCACCUUAAUCACAAGUCGAUUGAUUCUGUCUUUCAGCUUCAAAGCUUUAUUCUUCCGACAAUGGCAGAAUCACCCAGUUAUGACGGUCCUUCUUCUGAGCCUGUUUCUUUAAGAGAGAGCUUGAACUCUGAUUAUAUGAGAAGAGGAUCCAUAGCCUUAAAAAACAAUGAUUUUGCAGAAGCGGGCAAGUGGUUCAAGCUAGCUGUUGCCAUCUGGAUUCCACAGAAAGGAAAACUUGCCCCAGAACGUGCUGAAGCAUACUUCAAAUAUGCUCUGGCUCUGCUGUAUGAAGUCCCAGUGCCCGCAGAUGAUCCACUUGAUGAUUUGCCCAAAGAGAUUGAUUACCUCAAUUUGUUUGAUAAAGACGGAAUCACCAGUGCUGUCAAACAAGAUGAUGCUGAUUUUGCAGGAUCGCAUUUGGCACAUGAAGAAGGCAGUGGGCUGGGAGUUGGUUCAUCAAAAAACUUGGAUUCUGCCUGGUGUGUGCUAAAUCUUGCACUGUCAAUUUCAAAUGUUAUAUCAAUGGAGAAGGCAAGCAUCUUCUCUGCUAUUGGGGAAGUUGCAUUCAGAAAAGUGGACUUCAAUGAAUCAUAUAAGCACUAUUCAGAAGCACUGACAAUUUUGGAGAUUUUCUAUCCAGAAGAGGAAGACCGCAUGGCUCAUCUAAGCUUCAAAAUAUGCAUGUGCCUGGAAAGAAUUGAUAAGAUUGGGGAAGCUAUCACAUAUUGCACAGAAGCUAUACGGGACAGUGCACGUCGGCUGGAGAAGCUGGAUGCAAAAUUAAGUACGUUUUCAGGAUGGGGAUGGUCAUUGGAUGAUAUUGCUGCAUCGUGUAAUGGACCUGUUGAUCCUGCUUAUUUGGAGUUGCAAGCUGAGAAGAAAAGAGUCCAUGAACUCCAAGGGAAGUUUGAAAAUAAGCUCCUGCAUUUGGAACGUAUUCAAAGAGUUGCUGCUAAGAAAACAAGCUGACAAGAAUCCAUUGGCGACUACUUCAGUUCUUCUCUAACUGCCGAGGCACACACAGAUGGGAAAAGUCAUGGUAAGGCUGUAGUAGGAGCCAAGUGGCAACUAAUAACGUACCUAGAGGAUCCUCCAACUAAGAAGCUCUUGCUGGGCUCAUCAAUGAACCCAGAGGAUGAAGCAAGCAUUCCAGCAAAGAAACCCUCAUUGGGCUCUUCAACUGGUUCAGGGAGCCAAAAUACAAUUUCAUUGUUUGGAAGCUGCUUGAUUUUCCAUUUCUGCGGCAGUUUUAGAUUCUUAUUCCGCAUCUUUGUCUUCUCGUUCUUUCUUUCUCCAGUCAUAUAAUGCCGGAUUAAGAUUUGAAUCUAAGUCCCUGUAAUUGUUUCCAUUGGCUGUCUAACAAAGACCAUGAAAUUUGUACA
This is a messenger RNA of Vitis vinifera (wine grape), 1573 nucleotides long. RefSeq lists its product as uncharacterized. The record is from RefSeq and is a predicted model, not a curated record. Gene Ontology annotation, biological process: DNA replication-dependent chromatin assembly; CENP-A containing chromatin assembly. NCBI's taxonomy places the organism in Eukaryota, Viridiplantae, Streptophyta, Magnoliopsida, Vitales, Vitaceae. Gene Ontology annotation, cellular component: nucleoplasm. Gene Ontology annotation, molecular function: histone binding. The transcript is spliced from 6 exons. The coding region runs from base 252 to 1160 and encodes 302 amino acids.